UAUUUCUUUCCUUCACAAACACGCUCAGUUCAAAUGUGGCGAAAAAGAAAAAAGAAAAAGGAAAAAAGGGAAAAAAAAAACAGAAGAAAAAUGUCUUUGGCUUCUUCAACUCUUCUUCUUCUGCACGUUCCCAUCCACAAUAAGUCUACUCCGAUUCCUUCUCUACACUUGCACCGCUCCUCUCUCUAUAAAACCAUAACCAGAAAAACCCUAAUUCCCAAAUUUCCCAAUUGCCCAACGCCGACGAAGACGACGAUGGUCCACGCCGGCAAUGUUCCGACCGCCGUGUCGGAGGCCGUGAGGUUGAUCCAAUCGUCGCCUCCCACGUGGCAGUCCGCCAUUCUCAGCAACUUUGUGAUCUUCGUUCUGGGUUCUCCGAUUCUGGUCGGUGGGCUUUCUUUCUCCGGCAUUGUAGCUGCUUUCCUGCUGGGAACUCUCACUUGGCGCGCUUUUGGACCUUCUGGUUUUCUCCUUGUAGCCACAUAUUUCGUCAUUUUGGAUUUUCAAGAAGCUAUUCAGCAAUCAUUUGAGUUUGAGGGCACGGCAGCAACAAAGGUGAAAAUGGCGCAAAAGGAGGCUCAGGGAGUAGCUGAGAGGAGGAAAGGAAGAAGAGGACCUGGCAGUGUUAUUGGUUCCAGCACUGCCGGUUGUAUCUGCGCUUUUCUGUCGAUAUUUGGAGUAGGGGGAAAGGCUUACUCCCGCAUCUGGGAACUAGGAUUUGUUGCCAGUUUCUGUACUAAGUUGAGUGAUACCAUUGCAAGUGAGAUAGGAAAGGCAUAUGGCAAAACAACGUAUCUAGUUACAACAUUUAAAGUAGUCCCAAGAGGAACAGAAGGAGCUGUUAGUGUUGAGGGAACCUUUGCUGGAGUUUUAGCCUCAAUUCUCCUUGCGUCUGUUGCUUGUCUCAUGGGUCAGAUAAAUGCACCUGAAACAGUUAUAUGCGUACUGGCUUCCCAAAUUGCCAAUCUUGGCGAGAGCAUAAUAGGUGCCGCUCUUCAAGAGAAGGAAGGAUUUCAAUGGCUCACCAACGACGCUGUGAAUGUCAUAAACAUAACGAUGGGCAGCAUUUUGGCGGUGUUGAUGCGGCAAUUUGUCCUUCAAAACUGGUGGAUGUAACUUUCCUUUGGACCCUUUCAUGGGGUACCUGGUGUCUUGAUAUAUGCCAACGAAGUUCUAACAAUGAAGAAAAUAUAUACGGCAUUUUAUACACUGUAAGACAUACCGCUACAAUCUACUCAGGGCAGAGUCUGGGAUUACUGAUUUGGCAAUAUUCAAAUCUAGAUAUAAAACCAAUAUUUUUUUU
Messenger RNA from Morus notabilis, 1303 nucleotides. RefSeq names its product protein VTE6, chloroplastic. NCBI's taxonomy places the organism in Eukaryota, Viridiplantae, Streptophyta, Magnoliopsida, Rosales, Moraceae. Gene Ontology annotation, cellular component: chloroplast inner membrane. The transcript has 6 exons. The record is from RefSeq and is a predicted model, not a curated record. The coding region runs from base 34 to 1116 and encodes 360 amino acids.